AUGCGGUAUUCCUGGUUAUGUUUGCUACCAUUUGUGCUGUUCGCACACGUGGCCAUCGCUCAGGGCUCUAUCACUGAUAUUUGCGCUGGUGUGAAAGGGGUUUCUGGCUGCAAAGUCUCCAUCACCGUGCCCACGGGCGUCAAAGUGAACACCAAACGCAAGACAGUGAAAGUGCGGCUGACGGAGGAGCAGUACAACAAGUGCAAGACCAAGAAACAGGUCAAGUACAACUGCGGUACCAAGCAGAAGCCCAAAACUUGCACCAAGGUGCAGUGUGUGCCUGGUUAUGAUGAUAAGAUUCAGAAUGUGCCAUCGAGCCUGACCGUCGUUACUAAAAAGUUCAAUCUUUGCAACCAGAUCCGCAGCGUCCUAGGCAACACCAUUGGGAACAAGUUCAUCAACUCAAAUAAUGCAUUGUGCUCAUGCUUUCCCAAGGUGAAACAGUUGGAGAGUAGCGGGGAGUUUACUUCUAUCUCGACCAAAGGCGAACUCAAGUCAGAAAAUGCCAAUAUCAUCAAGUCUGCUGGAGAGUUGCAGACGUGCAUCGCCAAUGCCGGUUUCCCUGUCAAGGGCAACAAGGCUGCUGUCCUUGCACCCUUGAAACCUAAAGAUGGGUGGGCUUUUGCACCGGCCGCAGAGAUUGAUAUGAAUCUGUACAAGAACCUGAUUGACCUUACGGUCCCCUGCCAGGCUGGCUCUUGCAACGUAAACAUGAUCCGCGACACUAUCAAGGGCUACGUGACCAAGUCAUACGAAACGAUGAAGCAGCCCAUUACUAGCGUCGUGGGUGACUGGUACAACAAGGCAUACGAACUAUUGACGAGCAUACUGGCCUAUGCUCAAAGCUGCGACAACGUGCAGUUCACUAUGCAGGAUGUCUAUUCUGAGAUCUUUGGCCUUGCAACCUAUAUCUGCGAGACACUUCAGAGGUGUGACGGCCCCGUAGUCGACAAAUUUCUACAGGAUACCGUCGACCUCCUCCAAAUGGUUGAUGACCUCUGGGAAGCUCGAGCCCCCCUCGGCACCGCCAAUAGUGCCCUGACAGGACUUUUGGGUCGCUCUAGCAAGCUCAAAGAUGAGUGGCCUACUAAUGUCUUGACCACGAGUCAAAUAGUCAGCAUUAUUCAGCAAGGCCAGUUCAAGACUGUCAGCGACAUCUUCAAGUUUAUGCCCAUCGCCACAGAUCUCCCGGCGUUAGCCUCAGAUAUCCAGACAGCCUCAUUUCCCCUCUUCGACAUUCUUGAUCAGUACCAACACGUCGCAGAAGAGGCCUUGGCCCUGGCUAACAAGCUUCUUGCCGUCGACUGGACACAGGUCCCAGAUGAGGUAACUUUUAACGACGGAGUCUACAACCGGGUUAUAGUCAUACAGAUCUUGAUCAACACAAAGAUCAAAAAGUCUGUUGAAGGCUAUGUGGCGUCGUGCAAAGCGUUGCAGGCGGCCUUAGACACCUUCUCCUUAACCAACGGCCGGUACAGUGCUGUCAAAUCGGUGGCCGCCUACCAGCGAUUCAGCACCGUCUCCAUGGACAUGCCCUGCUCCAAGAUGACGAAUCAGGUCUAUAAGAAAUCCGGACUGACUACGUCGUUCAGUUAUCGAACGUUUUGGAAGUGCAAGUUCAACCAGCAAGCACAAUACCCUCGGAACCACAUUCCAUAUAUGCGGAUCCGAGGCAACCCAUGA
Fusarium vanettenii 77-13-4 is the source of this 1683-nucleotide messenger RNA. RefSeq lists its product as uncharacterized. NCBI's taxonomy places the organism in Eukaryota, Fungi, Ascomycota, Sordariomycetes, Hypocreales, Nectriaceae. The record is from RefSeq and is a predicted model, not a curated record. The transcript has 6 exons. The coding region runs from base 1 to 1683 and encodes 560 amino acids.